AUGUGUAUAAAACUUGAUACAACAUCAUUAACUAUUGGAGAAAGCUUUCGACAACAUCAACUGCAUUUUCUUCUUCGUAUUCUCUACAAACAUGGUUUUGGCGAUAAAUGGAUUUCUUGGAUAAAAUGGUGUGUCACGUCUUCUCAUCUUUCAGUUCUGGUGAAUGGAGGCUCAACGGAAAGAUUCAAGCCUUCGAAGGGCCUAAGGCAAGACGACUCACUUUCUCCUUACGUUUUUCUUGUUGUGGUUGAAAUUUUGGGUAAGUUGAUGAAUGAUGUUGUUCAAAGAGGUCAGAUUACCGGGUUUAAAGUAACAGAAACUGGGAGCAUGAUUUCACAUUUACAGUUUGCGGACGAUACUCUCAUUUUUAUUGAUGCUAAUGCGGAUGAGAAAAGUACUAUGAUAAGUGUUGGUGCGGAUGAGGUUAUUGGCGAGUUAGCUAAGGAGCUUGGCUGUAAAACAGAGGUUUUGCCAAUUAAAUAUCUGGGCAUGCCUAUUGGUGCAACGUCUUCAAUUUGGGACACUGUUUUGGAAAAGAUGGCACAAAAAAUGGGUAGUGAGGAUAGGCAUUUCUGUGUCAAGGUCCUCCAGUUGGAUCUAACCCAAAGAAGAAAGGAGUAA
Molecule: messenger RNA, 621 nt
Organism: Papaver somniferum (opium poppy)
Lineage: Eukaryota; Viridiplantae; Streptophyta; Magnoliopsida; Ranunculales; Papaveraceae
Exons: 3
Coding region: 1-621 (206 amino acids)
Source: RefSeq, a predicted model, not a curated record